CAAUUUUAGCCCUAAGCAACCCUUAUCUGUGGCUCCGUACAAGACUAGUUUUGUCAGCCUGACACCGUUUUGAAUAAUGGAUGACGUUAUCGACGAGAUAGCUUAACAGUCAGUAAUUUCACACCAAGCCUAACGCAUAAGAUUUAUUUCCGCCAACAUCUUCGAAGAUAAAAUGGAGAGAGACUCAACCGGUACUGCAGAAAAGAUCCAGCCGGCUUCGUCUUUGAGGAACAGUAUUAAUGAAGACACCUGCGCAGCUAAUUCCCUUAGCUCCCAGGUUGAGAUCUGUGGUACUACUGAUGUCGCAAGGGCCAGGUGGACUCUACUGAGACAGGUGCUGCGUCAGAAGCAGGUGGACACUCCAGAGGUCAAACAGGUGUCUGUUCGCAGGUUCGCAACGUUUGACCUUUUCAGCAGGAAACGGCUUCUGACACAAGACCCUAGUGAUACCUCAGAUGACCAAUGGCUGGAGUACAGAAGUGUCUACUUUCCAGAGUACAGAGCCUUGCUCAGGGAUAACCUGGGGCCUAUCCGAGUUAAUGAAGUGCUCAACAGUUUUGACAACACCGGUAAUGUCUGUGUGUGGCCGUCUGAAGAGGUGAUGGCUCAUUACUGUCUGCAGAAACGUCACAUGUUCAAGGGUGCAGUGUGUGAGUUAGGAGGAGGUAUGACUUGUCUUGCUGGGCUCAUGGUUGCCAUUUGUGCUGACGUGAAGGAAGUAAUGCUAUCAGAUGGGAACGAGAAGUCCAUUCAGAAUGUACGAGGGCUGGCUGAGAGAAACAGGCAAGCUGGAAAGUUUGGGUCAACACAGGUAUCUGCCAGGGUGGUGAGGUGGGACUGUGAGUCAGACAUUACGGCACUAGAGGGUCACUUUGAUAUUGUCAUGUGUGCAGACUGUUUGUUUCUCGACCAGUACAGAGCCAGCCUGGUUGAUGCUAUAAGGAGAUUACUGCAACCCAAUGGCACCGCGUUGGUGUUUGCUCCACUGCGAGGUGAAACUCUGAGACUGUUUUGUCAACUGGCCCAGCAGGCCGGACUCUGCGCCUCUCAACACCAGCAGUAUGAUGCUCAGGUCUGGGAUGUUCACUUAAAGAUGCUGACAGAGGGAAAAGAUGCAUACGAUGAGAACAUCCACUAUCCUCUCCUCAUCACCUUGACCAAAGCACCUCAACCUGUCAGCCACACUCAAUAAACCAAAACAAGUGAGCCCUCAGCUCUACACAGCACCACUCCACAUUGCUUUUGGAUAUUUGAGAUGGAAUAAUGCUACAGAGUCAUGUCAACACUGUGAACCAUGAGUGAUCUAAAUGAGGAGGAAGAAUUGCACUGAAAGAGCAGAAUUAGAAUACAGUAAGGUCAUCAAUAUCAAGUGUUCAGUCACAGAUAUUUGAGCCAUUUUUCUAUUGGCCACAGAGGAUUUAUUAUCAGAUGAUGCAUGGCUUUGGACAGUAUUUAAGCGUGCAUGUUUUGUAGUUUGAAGUGUAGAAGAACAACCUCAUUUCCAAAGCAGUGGGGCUACGUUUACUGUGGCUGAAGAGGAAGAAAAGGAGAGGCGGAUAUAUUCCGACCUAUGUUUUAACCAAUCUUUCAUAUGCAAAAUAACUACUGUCAGUCUCCAAAAUAGUCACUCGGUCAUUUAUACCUUUAAUCAAUUGGCCUCAUCCCUUUAGUUAAUCAGCCAUCCAGGAAAGUGAACCACAUUGCCAAACAGUCAUCUUGUCAGCCAGUCAAGUAACCAGUCUAUUCAAUUACCUAAUAUGGUAGUUAAUAAGCCAGUAUUCCAGUCAUCAUUCCAGCCAACAAGGCAGUCAUUUGUUUAGUCAGUCAGUUACAUGGACAUUUCCUCCGUCAGUCCUAUUGUAGGUGUCAGUUGGCCCUAUUUAACCUGUCAGUGUUAACCUAUGCCACUGUGUUUCUGGCCCCAGCAUGGAGGCCAGCUCUAAUUCAUUAACUAUCACAGACUGUGGAGCGGCUCACAGUUUCCUUUGUGUUUCCUUUAUUUCUCUUUGUUCCCUUCUUCCCCCGCUUUAAUUUCUUCUAAUACCAUUCAUUCAUCCCAGUCAGAGGUCAGUAUUAAGAACUUCUUUUGUGCAUUACUUACAACAGUACAUUAACAUAUUAAGGCACGUUCAGACUCUGGAGUAAUUGUUGCUGCCCAGGAGCUACAGCUUGCAAAUUACACAGCAACAUCACCACCACGGAUACAAGUAGUCCAUACUACAUAGCAUUGUUAUUAAAGUUUACAAAGCUCUGUUAGUGUUUGUUGUUUGAACAAUACAAUUCCACCAACAUUAACUCUAACUUUACUGGUAAUUUGUAAAAGAAAGUUUGCCACAGAUAAAAGUCCAAAACAAUUGUGUCUCACACAUAUCAAUAUGGUUCUGCUAUCAUGACUCACCCAGUACCUGACCCAAUACUGUCACUGACAGUAUUGGAUAUCAAACAUAUUUGGUAACAGAAGUGGGGCUCGCCAACUGAAUCCUACAUCACUUUACUCACAAAAAUUUAGCACUUAGGAAACAAAAGUCAGAUCCUGUGGCAGCUGCUAAACGCUCUUAGUCUGAACCCACCUUCAGGAAGUGUGUGUGUGUGUGUGUGUGUGUGUGUGUGUGUGUGUGUGUGUGUGUGUGUGUGUGUGUGUGUGUGUGUGUGUGUGUGUGUGAAGAGAGAGAGAGAAUACAUGCACAGGUUGCAAUGACUCCUACUACAUGCAGUUAUUGACUACUGACCCCAAUACUGUGGAAUAGAUAAACAUGAGCAGGGUUUCUUUGCAUCUUUUUUUUUUUUUUUUAAAUGCAGACCUAUCAAUGGUCUUUUACUCCCAAUGUCCACUGGCUCUGUGUCCGCAGCAUCAAAGUUCAUGCUUGACGGGUUGAAGUGCUGCAUUCAAUUUUGAAUGUAUGCACUGCCUAUAUUUAUAGUUAAUGGUGUGUUCAUUUGGUUUUGCUUUAGUUUUUACAUAUACUGUAUACAGCAAAACAUUGAAACAAUGUUGGAAAUCUGGCUGCUGAAGAACAGACUGCAUGAAACAGGAACACAACGCAGCCACAUCCAGUGGACGUCAGGGGUUAGAAUAUUAUUUCAAAUUGAUAAACUAUGUGCAACCAUAGUUCUUGAAAGUGAAAACAUCUCCUGAUACAGCAAAAACUUUCACACAUUUCAGACUAUUUGCUUCUCCAUUUUGUUGGCAUUUUACCUAUCAGCACAAUUAACUGUUUUACUCAGGUCUUUUUCCAUGCAUUCAGCUCUUGUGGUAUUAAAGAAACGCCAAGUGUCAGUGGGCCAAUUGAGUCUAAAGUUGUACCUAUCACUAGUAAAGUGUUUUCAUAUUUCACUGUGAUCCAUUGCUGUACACAACAGCCAAGACGUUAUGCAGUAACUCCCAGUGGCUGCUGUUCACAUUCCUCAUGGUGAAAAAAUAAUCCGCCUUCAGAAAUGAGAGGUAUUCCCUGUGUAACUACUCAGAAAUGUAAGUUAAGCCAGUUUAAUCAGUGGUCUGAAUGCUUUGAGGACGUAAAUUGCAUUGCAGAAACGUUCCCAUUGCAAAGGUUUAGCAGUGUGUUUAAUUGCAUUUUUAUCUGUAAUGUAGUUUGCUGUAUACCUUUGAUAUCUGUGGGCUAACACAUAAAUACUAUCCCAACUGUGACUGUGUACAGUGACUUCAUCACUGCCUAGUGUGACAUCACCACCACUAACAGUGAUGUCACUUUGCAACACUUUGGCAUCGGGCACCACUGUUUACCACUGUUAACCAACGCUGCAUUGCUGCUUCUUGCAACAUCACUGCCUCUAUUAAAAAAAAUCCUCACCUGGUGCACCCACGAUCUGCUGUGAUGUCACGUUUUGACAUAGUCAUGUCACUUCUUGUGAUAUUAAUGCUGUGCGCUAGAACACUUCUCACUGUGACAUCAACAGACAGGAACCACUGAUAGUCAGUGGUAUUCAGAGACGGUCAUGUGCUUCAGCUGAGAAUUACCUUGAGCAAACAUCAUACAGGAAUGCUUUAUUCCAACAGAUUUAUGUCAUAGUGUUGUGGGAUGUCUCAGCUACGCUAUUAUUUUGAUUAUCAAACAGAAUUCUUAGAAUAGUUGGUCAUUUGCAGGCCAUGUCCGCACUACUUUAUUAAUAAUUUCAGAUUGGAUCUACUACCUUCUAUCAACACCAAGCCUUUUUUUCUGCCACCAGAAACAGAGCUACAAAAAUAUUCUCCAAUUUGAAUGAAAUUGUAGCUGCUUCUGUAGCACCAUAGGGACACCAGACACGUAUCACAAUUAUCAUGUGUUUUAUAUUGUUUUGGGGUUUGACG
Sander lucioperca (pikeperch) is the source of this 4306-nucleotide messenger RNA. It is a transcript of the gene camkmt, whose product is annotated as calmodulin-lysine N-methyltransferase. Bases 173 to 1192 code for a protein of 339 amino acids. Gene Ontology annotation, molecular function: calmodulin-lysine N-methyltransferase activity. Gene Ontology annotation, cellular component: cytoplasm. The transcript is spliced from 12 exons. The record is from RefSeq and is a predicted model, not a curated record. Lineage: Eukaryota; Metazoa; Chordata; Actinopteri; Perciformes; Percidae.